ACGGGCGACACGGGGGGAUGCCAGGGGCGACACGGGCGGCACGGGCGUUGCCCGCGGCGAUCGCUGUGAUCCGGACGCCGGCGCCCGUCGCUCCUGGUGCUAGGCAAGUCGGAGGGAGAUUCUGGGCUCUCGCCGAAUCUGAUGAAGAGGAGGACGACGAUGGAGAUGGCUCCGGCAUCACGUCCGAUGGUUACUCGCCGACGACUUCGGACGUGAUUUGUGAAGCUUUCAACCCUAGGUAUUCGGAGGAGGAAGUGGCUACAAUCGUCGAGGGAGUCGUGCCGAUUGACGAUCCGGCGCGGCAAGGUCUUCGUCCGGAGGAAAACGUGGAGGUGGUUCACCGGAUUGUUCAUCGGAGGACGGCGACUUCCGCGAUCCGGCCGUGGAAAGGUCCCUUACCUAAGGUUAUUUUCCGAACUACGGCAGUGAUCCGUUCGUGGUCGCUACUCACUCCGAUGGAGGCUAGGGAGCAUUUGGUUUCUGGGUCUAUCCAUUAGGAGAUGGUAGCUCGGCAUAUCUUCAACCGGUUUGGAUGGCGGUCAUGUAAUAGGAUAGGCAAUUAGUUUACCUACCUUUUUUAGCCAGCCGGUUGUGGCAUUUUUUCCUCGCUAGUUUGUGUAUCUAGCCUUUUGCGCUCUGUGUGAGCUGCUUUUUCUUUCUUUAAGUUUGAGACUUUGGAACUUUAUUGAGACAAUUUGUUUCUUGGUUAAUAAGAUGGCCGUAUGCAUCACUCUUGAUGCAGAGG
Messenger RNA from Triticum aestivum (bread wheat), 745 nucleotides. RefSeq lists its product as uncharacterized. NCBI's taxonomy places the organism in Eukaryota, Viridiplantae, Streptophyta, Magnoliopsida, Poales, Poaceae. The transcript is spliced from 2 exons. The record is from RefSeq and is a predicted model, not a curated record. Bases 18 to 497 code for a protein of 159 amino acids.